This is a messenger RNA of Morus notabilis, 1168 nucleotides long. Its product is annotated as protein SRC2 homolog. Lineage: Eukaryota; Viridiplantae; Streptophyta; Magnoliopsida; Rosales; Moraceae. The record is from RefSeq and is a predicted model, not a curated record. The transcript is spliced from 2 exons. Gene Ontology annotation, biological process: defense response. The coding region runs from base 125 to 1099 and encodes 324 amino acids.
CCUUGUUGAUAAUGCAGAACAGCUCCCCUUCUUUUUCACCCACAUCUCAACUUUAUCCAAACAACCUUAUACAAGACUGUUUCUCUUAUUAUCCUCAUCUCCUUUUUUCUCAGCACAUUCUCUCAUGGGAAAAAUCUGGGUGGAAAUAUGCCUCAUAUCUGCUCGUGGGCUCAGGCGAACUUCUUCACUGUGGAAGCUCCAAUGGUUUGCAGUUGGGUGGAUUGAUCCAAACAACAGGUACUGCACAAAGAUUGAUGCGUCGGGGAAUGCAAACCCAGUAUGGAAAACCAAGUUUGCAGUCUCAGUGGAUGACUCAGAAUCAAACCUCAACGAUCUAGUUCUUCAUGUUGAAGUUUACAGUAGGGAACCAAUAUUCCUCAGAGAGAAACUUCAGGGUUCAGCAACUAUUCUUUUAAAAGAAUUUCUGGCUAAGCAUGACAAGAAUUCUGAGGCUUCAGCAAGGCCUGGAACUGAAGAGGUGGGGAGCUACCAGUUGCGCAAAAAUAGUUCUAACAAGCCUCAAGGAUUUGUUGAUGUUUCAAUACGUAUUUCUGAGGAUAGAGAAGAGCCAUAUUCUUACCUUGGCAAUGAAGGAGGACAUGCUAAUGACGGCAAUUCUAUUACCUUGGCUACUGGGGAUGGUCCUGCAAAAACCUUCCCCACUGAGAUCCCCUUAGCUCCAUUCCAUAGACCAGAAUAUCAAGCGCGUGCUAAUUACCCUUACACACAUCCCAUUCCAUUCCCCACAAACUACACCAACCUGCCUGCAGCUCGACCAAGCUACCCACCGGCAAGUGGACCAAGUUAUCAGCCCCCUAGAACUCCACCACCCCCUCCACCGCCUUCUAAUGUCGGUUACAUACCCACUUUCCUGCCGAGGCCAGACCGUAUGCCAGAGACCUAUAUAAACAUGCCAUCAUCAUCAUCAUCUGGGGCACCUCCCGGCCGUGGUGGAGCACCUGGUUUUGCAAUGGGAAUGGGUGCUGGAGCUCUGGCAGCGGGUGCUGUGAUCUUCGGUGACAACUUCAUGUCAGGGUUUCAUGUUCCUUCUGGUUUUAAUGACCCCACUCUUGUUAUAUCAACUGAUCCUCCUUUCUGAUUUAUAUCGCAAGAGAGAUUCUGUAACUAUGUACUAUUAAUGCAGCAGUAAAGUGAACUGAAUUUGGUU